UUAGAAUUUGAACUCGUGACGUGAAGUGAAAUCGCAAAUAUUUGAGGAUUUUGAAGUUAACAUGGACGCCAUUCGUCGAGCUUACAAUAUCGUAUUUUAUGAGAGAGCAGAUCCCCGUGUCAAGGACUGGUUCCUGAUGACGUCACCGUGGCCAGUAGCGUCGAUCAUAGCAACAUACUUGGUUUUCAUCAAAGUUAUCCUGCCCAGGUUCAUGAGGAACCGAAGGGCGUACGAACUGAGGACCAUCAUCAAGUGGUACAAUGUGGUGCAGAUUGUAGCCAAUGCCAUUGUUACUUGGGGGAUAAUGACGUCAGGCUGGACAACCACAUACCACUUCGGGUGCAUGCUCCCGGAUUACUCAAUGAAGCCUGAACCUCUAAGGAUGCUGCGCUUCCUCUGGUGGACCAUCAUCCUCAAGCUGCUGGAGCUGUGGGAGACAGUGUUCUUCGUUCUAAGGAAGAGAGAGAGGCAGGUGUCAUUCCUGCAUGUAUACCAUCACUGCAGCACGUUGGUCAUUGUGUGGUCAGCCGCCAAGUACGUUGGAGGUGAGUAUCAGAGUAUCAAGAUCUGUCAUUCGCCUUUUUCUUCUUGGAGAGGCAAUGAAUGGCAGAAUAUAGGUAAAUAG
Ostrinia furnacalis (Asian corn borer) is the source of this 625-nucleotide messenger RNA. RefSeq names its product elongation of very long chain fatty acids protein 7-like. The record is from RefSeq and is a predicted model, not a curated record. Gene Ontology annotation, cellular component: endoplasmic reticulum membrane. The coding region runs from base 62 to 625 and encodes 187 amino acids. NCBI's taxonomy places the organism in Eukaryota, Metazoa, Arthropoda, Insecta, Lepidoptera, Crambidae. Gene Ontology annotation, biological process: fatty acid elongation, polyunsaturated fatty acid; sphingolipid biosynthetic process; fatty acid elongation, saturated fatty acid. Gene Ontology annotation, molecular function: fatty acid elongase activity. The transcript is spliced from 3 exons.